Messenger RNA from Peronospora farinosa, 1506 nucleotides. The record is from the annotation of a GenBank genome assembly. Lineage: Eukaryota; Oomycota; Peronosporomycetes; Peronosporales; Peronosporaceae.
AUGGCUGUACAUAUUGAAGAAAUGAUUGCAAAUGUACGAGCAAGUGUGGUGUCAAUGUGGCCACAAUCAAAAGUUGAGACUUUUGGAUCUUAUUCGACGGGUAUUUGGCUUCCAAGUAGUGAUGUCGACCUUGUGAUUCUGGAUGUUUUGAAAGUGAACGAUUCGAAAGUAACUGCAAUACAUUUACGAGAACUAGCUAAGGUACUGGAAAAGAAAAAAUGGGUCGAAUCGCUACUUGUGCUGGAAACGGCCAAGGUCCCAGUUUUGAAACUGGUCAGUGCUGGAACAUCGGUGCCUAUUGAUAUCACAUUCGAGUCGGCUACAACACACAGUGGACUGCUUGCGCGCGAUCUUAUUAAGCGCUAUGCAGACAAGAUGCCGGAAUUGUAUCCAUUGGCUAUUUUGUUCAAGCAACUCUUACGUGAACGUGACUUAAACGACGCGUACACAGGAGGACUCAGUUCGUACUCGGUCGUGCUUAUGCUGAUUCAUUUCUCGCAGCUCUGGCGGAACGGUGACUUGUGCUUUGAAGCAGCUUCUAUCUAUGCAUCGGGAUCACUGCCACCGAUACCAUCUAUGCUUGCAUCGAAAAACCAGGCUUUGAAGGCAGGACGGAUACAGGCAGAGUUGACUUUGUCGAAUGGUAAUAGUAAAGUCGGCAGCGAAUGUAAUGCGAUCGAGGUGCCGACUAGUUUAGCUCAGCAUUCGGAGACGUCUGUUGCAGAUGCUAAAAGCUCGCCAAAAAAGUCGGCUUCUUUCCCGUCGCCAGGUCUCACCUCAACUUAUGCAGCUGUAGUGGCUCGUGCGAAGCAGCAGCCUUUGGAGGAUUUGUCUCGAGAUACAUCUUUUGAACCACGAUUCACUUAUGCUGCAGUAGCAGCUGGAAUUGCAAAGGUCUCUGAGGAAAAGAAGCCUACUGGACCACCAUCUAGCUACGCUGCGGCAGUGUCUGCGCCUGCAGAGUCGUCCUCAUCAGCAAGACGAAAAAGUGUUGUGACAGCGAAGAAGCAGGUACAGGAUGCUCAUUUGUUAGACGCGAUUAGCGUGUCCAGUAGCAACGCAGACACAGAAGACUCGAGUUCAUCGUGCAGCCACUCUUCCUCAACGGACAGCGACGACGAAUCGGCAAAGAUGUUGUCCCAUCAGCCUCCUGCUUCUCUUGGUGAGCAUACAAUGAUGAUUCUCGAGUUCUUUGGUAUUAUCUUUGACUAUCGCAAGAAUGGACUGUCAGUGCGCGACGGAGGGUACAUUUACAGGCUAGCGGAUAGCCACCGCUUGCACGUCGGGAAGCCAGCGUUGGUAAUUGAAGAUCCGAUUCACCCCGAUCGCAACGUAAGUGCCAGCAGCUUUGCCUUUCCUAAAGUUGUGGCGCUGUUCGAGGACUCGUACUAUGCUCUCAAGUAUUUCCGUGCGUCGAAGUUUACCCCGUCAGCGCUGAGCUGUUUGCUUAGCACUUCUGGACACACGAACCACAGUCGCAGCAAAGUGCAGACUGUUCAGUCAUAA